AGGGAAAGAAGAUUUGUAAAACAGGAACCUUUCUUUUUACCCCUUGCUGCCUUAGUCGGGGUAAAAAAAAUAUGGCUUCAAAUUCGACGAUGUAAGUUUUGCUCCUGAAGAAAUCCUGGGAUGCUCAAAACGCAACGAUUUGCAUCCCAUUCUUCCAGGAUUUUUUCAAAGGCCAAAGGAUUAGUGGAAAAAAGCAACAAAAUGAUCGUCAAAAAGUGUUGAGAAACAAAUAUUUUCGGGGGCAAAUUGUAGAGAUACACUAACAUUUUCCAAUUGAUCAAAGCUAUGACACGAAGAUGUUGUUGGCCAAAGGUGCAGAUAUUUCGUAGUUGUUGCAAUUUUAGGUGUUGUAACGAUGUGAAUAACGAAGAUAAUCAUGAUGAGAAUAACGCCGACGACAAGAAUCAUCACAUAGAGCUAGCCACGGGAAGGGUUCAACUCAUCAACACGAUCCAGAAUUGGGAUGCCAAGCUCCUCGAGACCAAGAAACCCGGCAAGAUUGUCAUCCUCAAUUUUAGCUCUUCCUGGAGUAGUCCCUGUAGGAGAAUAGCUCAACCCUACUGCAAGCUUGCUGACAAAUACCCUUCUAUCACAUUUCUUACUGUCGACGUAGAUGCACUUGCGGAAAUGAGUUCGACAUGGGAAGUCAAGGCCACACCCACAUUUUUUUUCUUGAAAGAAGGGAAACAAGUGGACAAACUUGUUGGUGCAGACAAGCAAGAGCUCAAAAUGAAGAUUGCUAACAUUGAUAGUCUACCUUCAUAGUAUUCCCAGGAACAAGUGCAAGUGAUUGUUUUGAAUAGAGAUUUACCCUUAUUUUUUUUUUAGUGCUCUCUCAUCAGCAAAACAAAAUGUAAAACAGGUAUGAUAAAAAAAAAAAGGAUUCGAAGAGGAAGAGAGAUGUAUAUGUUUAUGGAAAUAGUAUGGUUGAGCAUACAUGGAGUGUAAUUUUGUAGUAAUACUUUUGCAUGCAAAGUGUAGAUUUAUUUUCUUUUCCAUGCUUUUGAAAUUUUGGAAACCAAGGACAUCUAUUGAUAGGGCUCAAAAGAAGGAUGAUUUUCACUAUAUCU
This is a messenger RNA of Linum tenue, 1070 nucleotides long. The record is from the annotation of a GenBank genome assembly. NCBI's taxonomy places the organism in Eukaryota, Viridiplantae, Streptophyta, Magnoliopsida, Malpighiales, Linaceae.